AUGGACUUCGAAUCCUUCAGUCAGAAAAAUGCGGGAAGUGGACCUCUGCGACAGGACAAGACACUGCAGCCUCAAAAUGGUCAAGCCAGUCCUGAAGCCAAACCUUCCCAUCAUCGAAUUGUCCUUGCCGAUCCUGUAGCUUUCAGAUACCUGAACAAAGAUCCAUCGACCAAAAGCUUGGUAUACAGAGAGCGGCUACAUGGGUACGAGCUCUACGCGGUUGAGCAAUGGGCAUGCUCCAGAAAACAUCCGACAUUCGUGAUAGUCACGUACACAGGACAGGAACAACAUUCGGUUGUAUGCUAUGUCUUAAGCGUACCUGCAGAUGAAGAGAUGUGGUCCCCAAGACUCCGAGUCUACAUAAAAGCUGUCAGAAGGUAUCAUGCACGGGCGAAAGAGACACCUUUAGGGACGAUGAUGGUUACAAAUUUGAGUUCCUUCCCUUCAGCUCUGACCGUGGUCGCAAUCCCAGACGGCGACCUGAGGAGUCACAGAGAAGCUUUCGUUCUCAAUGAAGAUCUGAAGCGUCUGGGAUGUACUGGCCGUGCUGGAUUGAACCUCUCGCCUCCGAUCGGGGCUACCCAAGCAAAAUUCAGGGAGCUAUAUCAUACGAGCGAGCAGAUACCAAUCGCUCCAUCGGUGGUAGAACUAGUCAAAUUAUGUCAGGCUGCGCUCAUGAUCUUUGGAAAGCUUCCUGCGGAGUAUGCAGAUGGACUGCUCUGUGACGUUACAGAGGAAAAGAUCAGUGAUUGGUGGGCAGACAUUGGAGCAGACUUUUUUGAUAUAGAUGCUACUGAUGGUAUACUUGGGCCUACGACGGUCGCAGCGUUACUUGGGCUUCUUAUGGGUGCUAGAGGUCGACUACAUUCGUAUGGCGCUCCGGUAGCCAAAGAUGUCUUCGAUAUAAUCGCCACCAAAAAGCGAGCGAUCUCAUAUUUUCAAAAGUCGCAGAAAUUGGAACGGACGCGCAGGCUCGAUCAUCGGACUCUCGAUCGUUUGCAUAAAGUGACAGCCAAAGCAGCUAAUUCUGAAGGACGAGCUGUCCCACGUGUCGUCAAAUCAACGGUCGCCGAGCUGAGCGGCAAGGGUAGAGACCUGAUUGACGGCAGAGAAGGUGCAAGUAUCGUCGACAUCGAGACCUUCGACAUCGACGAAUUCAUCAAGCUAGGUUAUGGGGAACGUUUCAAGUGGCUUUGGCAUGGCAAGCCGCGCAAGCAUGAGACAGACUUGCUGACUGGCCUUGGCGACGACCUCGUCUUCAAUGGCGAUGAACAAGGCGGAGGUUGGGUCAGUAGCAAAAAGCGAGGAUCCGUUGAUGAUGAUAUCUCCGUGCGGCAGACAUUGUCAGACCGUUUGUACAUGACAUCACAUGGUUCACAAACAAGUCUUGAUCACGUUCAGCCACAGUCAUUGAGGAAGGCUGCGGCAAGGAAUAUCGCUGGUAAGCAUGAUUCUAGAAGCGGCUUGGGCAAGAUCCGUGAUGCAGUAGCAAGACGAGGACAUCAUCAUAGAAUGUCCAAGGACGCGGAUGCUUUUGAUAGCCAAAGCUCAAGAUUGAUGACCCCGCGAGAUAGCUUAGAGCAGGCUCGAGACGACAUUUUUGACACAAACAACAGCAGGAAACCAGAGUUUGACUCCGGUAGCCAAAGUCGUUCUGGCUCGCAAAGAUCAUCCCCCCGAGACAGUCGAAUGAUGGGGGACAGUCAGUCGAAGACUAGGCUGCAGAAGUCAGUUUAUGGAGACGGUUCCGCUGCUUCCUACAGUCUGUCAAGCUCUAGCGUCGAUAAUCCGAUCACGAAUGACGACAGUGAGGUGAAUGAGAAUUACGUCAAACUUCUUAAUCAGGCCGAUGGCAUUACUUUCAGAGAUAGAGCGCACCGACCGAAAAUGCCCGAUCGGGACGGAACCAUGACUGUUGAUGACAUGCAGGCAGUAGACAACAUGGAAAGCUUUGAUUGGGCUGCCUCCAAAUUGCCCGGAUUGCGAGCAACAAGGAGUAUGUCCACACUCUUCAGGAAAGCAGCCGGCAAGCAUUGGGAGCGCCGUUAUCCCCGUCGGAUGUCUUUCUCGAUUAUGUCUGACGUCCUUGCUCACGAUUUGAGUGGUGACGACGACGACGAAAGUAUGGAUCCUGAUGCUCUACUAGCCCAUGAACUUCUUGCCAUACUAAGGGAUCGACGCAUGGAUGACAAGUUGUAUAAUCUCAAGAACCAAGAAUCAAAUUGGAUCGAGUCCAAAAUAGGCCUCCUCGAGUCGUACGACGAACAAAGCGGCAAGACACAAUCCAAGAUAGACGAAUUUUACCAUCAAAAGGUGAACGAAAACCAUAGUUUGCAUAAAUCCAUCGAGGCUUUGAUGACUGAAAAGAAGGGUGCGUUGACGGACGGGAUGAAAGACAUCGAGAUUCUGGAAGCCAAGCUCGAGUAUGAGCUGCAAGCUUUACAGUCGAAAGUCGAGGACGCAGAAGAUGGUGUAGAUGAGUUUGAGAGACAGAUACUGCAGCUCGAAGCCAGGGCUGCGGAGCUGGAUGAGACGCCUCCGCAAAAGCCGUCCAUGUUGCGGACAGUAAUGGGGCUUGGAGUUCUUUGA
Molecule: messenger RNA, 2589 nt
Organism: Bacidia gigantensis
Lineage: Eukaryota; Fungi; Ascomycota; Lecanoromycetes; Lecanorales; Ramalinaceae
Exons: 1
Coding region: 1-2589 (862 amino acids)
Cellular component (GO): Sin3-type complex
Source: RefSeq, a predicted model, not a curated record